UAUGGUCAAGUGUUGGAUCCAAUAAUGAAUUCCAUAUCCCGAUCAGAUCGUGGAUUUCGUUCCAAGUGGUCUUAUGAUGACAUACAGCAAUCGAAUCCUUACAAACAAUGGAUACAAAAUAACGAUCCACUAAUAAUGGAUGGAGCGCCUGCAAACCUUAGAAAUUUUCCAUAUGCGGUUCAGGUGUUCGAUGAAAAUAGUGCUAUCGAUCACAAAAAAUACUGGCGUUUUAAAUGUACCGGAGCAAUACUUGAGACAAAAGCGAUCUUAGUUGCUGGAUUUUGUAUGGACCUUGUAGAUCUUAAUCGAAGAUAUGCAAUAGUUGCUGGAGAAGAAAUAUUCCAGAAAAAUAUAAUAAAACCGCUGCGAAAAUUUAUAAUAGUCGAAAAAACGAUUUUUCAUCCUUUAAGAAGGGAAAACAAACAUGGAUAUGAUGUUGCCAUAUUGAAGCUAUCAGAGGAAUUAACGUUUAAUGAUGUUACAAACAAAACUAUAAUUUGCCCUAGAGAUGUGGAAUAUUGGGCACAAAUGUGGGGAAAAGUUCCAGGGCAAGUUGUGGGAUGGGGAUGGAAAAAUGGCUCAAAAUGCUGUGAGGUUAGAGACGAACUACAAGUGAUGUAUCAUGACGUUAUCUCAAAUCACGAAUGUCAAAUUCGACUAAAUGAUAGAUUACCAAAAGAAGGUCGAGUUAAAAUACCGCAUUGUACGGUGUUUUGUACUGAUGAUUCAUCUGAGGGAUAUAAUAGGGCAUAUCUGUGUAAAUCUGAUACUGGCGUAUUGUUUGUUGUUAAUGAGACGUUAUAUGGUAUUGCUACAUGGUUUAAACCGGAAUGUCUGCAGAACGGUGAGACGACUCGGAUUGUUAUGUACGCACGGCUACAUCGUUUUCUAUGGGAUAAUACCCAUGAAAACAGUCAUUGUGCCAUGCGAAAAAUUGGUGGUUUAAGGAAUAAUUAUGAUUGA
Molecule: messenger RNA, 963 nt
Organism: Chrysoperla carnea
Lineage: Eukaryota; Metazoa; Arthropoda; Insecta; Neuroptera; Chrysopidae
Product: trypsin-6-like
Exons: 5
Coding region: 25-963 (312 amino acids)
Biological process (GO): proteolysis
Molecular function (GO): serine-type endopeptidase activity
Source: RefSeq, a predicted model, not a curated record